AUGCCAGGCCCGUCGGCAGUUGUUGCUCACACUCUGGGGCCGGUAUCCCCGGGGGAUAGCGCAGACGGUCGGAAAGCCAAGCGGGAGUUAUCCCAAUCGAAACGGGCUGCGCAAAACCGGGCUGCCCAGAGGGCCUUUCGCCAACGAAAAGAAGGAUACAUAAAAAAGCUCGAACAGCAGGUUCGGGAGUACGGCGAGAUGGAGUCCACUUUCAAGUCCAUCCAAGCCGAGAACUACACGCUACGAGACUACGUCCUCCGUCUCCAGUCUCGGUUACUGGACGCCCAAGGCGAGUAUCCCCAGCCGCCUCCCGGCAUCAGCCUCGCGCACCCCAACGCCCAGACCCAACCACCACAACACGGCGGUCAAGAGGUGUCUCAGACCGCCAGCGCCGCUGCCCCCGGCGCGAACCAGGUCGAGGUAGCGGCGCAAGCCGUCGCUGGCCUCACGCGGGGCGAGCAUCUCGGCGGCCGGGACCCGUAUGCCCCCGUCCGGACCGACGAUGAUAGGACGGCCGAGGAGAUCACCCGCCAGCUACAAGCAGAUGGCGGGCCGGACGGCUUGCCUGCGGCCCCGAUGUAG
Molecule: messenger RNA, 582 nt
Organism: Chaetomium fimeti
Lineage: Eukaryota; Fungi; Ascomycota; Sordariomycetes; Sordariales; Chaetomiaceae
Exons: 2
Coding region: 1-582 (193 amino acids)
Biological process (GO): regulation of DNA-templated transcription
Cellular component (GO): RNA polymerase II transcription regulator complex
Molecular function (GO): transcription cis-regulatory region binding; DNA-binding transcription activator activity, RNA polymerase II-specific
Source: RefSeq, a predicted model, not a curated record